This is a messenger RNA of Stegodyphus dumicola, 689 nucleotides long. Its product is annotated as coiled-coil domain-containing protein 1-like. NCBI's taxonomy places the organism in Eukaryota, Metazoa, Arthropoda, Arachnida, Araneae, Eresidae. The record is from RefSeq and is a predicted model, not a curated record.
AUGUCGACAAAAUACUUCCCAAUUGGCCUCAAUCCUAGAAUACAGCGAAUGAGACGGAACUUCGAAUCGUUGGCAGUCAAAGAAAUACACCGCUUCCACACAUAUGCUGUCUUCGGAAACACAAAGACAGAUGAUGAUGUAAAGGAUGUGUACGGAAACACAAAGACAGAUGAUGAUGUAAAGGAUGUGUAUGGAAACACAAAGACAGAUGGUGAUGUAAAUGAUGUGUACGGAAACACAAAGACAGAUGAUGAUGCAAAGGAUGUGUACGGAAACACAAAGACAGAUGAUGAUGUAAAGGAUGCGUAUGGAAACACAAAGACAGAUGAUGAUGUGAAGGAUGUGUACGGCAACACAAAGACAGAUGAUGACGAUGUGUACGGAAACGCAAAGACAGAUGAUGAUGUAAAGGAUGUGUUCGGAAACGCAAAGACAGAUGAUGAUGUAAAGGAUGUGUACGGAAACAAAAAGACAGAUGAUGAUGUAAAGGAUGUGUACAGAAACACAAAGACAGAUGAUGUUGUGAAGGAUGUGUACGGAAACGCAAAGACAGAUGAUGAUGUAAAGGAUGUGUACGGAAACACAAAGACAGACGAUAACGUAAAGGAUGUGUACGGAAACACAAAGACAGAUGAUGAUGUAAAGGAUGUGUAUGGAAACACAAAGACAGCUGAUGAUGUAAAGGAUGU